Molecule: messenger RNA, 1195 nt
Organism: Drosophila simulans
Lineage: Eukaryota; Metazoa; Arthropoda; Insecta; Diptera; Drosophilidae
Product: cilia- and flagella-associated protein 251-like
Exons: 2
Coding region: 101-895 (264 amino acids)
Source: RefSeq, a predicted model, not a curated record
CAGAGUUUGAAAAUAUAAUGUCUUAUUGCUUUUUAAUAAACGUAAUCCACACGAGUUGGCAGCACCUGCUAUAGGAAACUUAGAACUUUAUUGCUAAACGAUGUCGGAGAAAGAAAACAUCCUCAACAACACCGCAGGUGGUUCCCCCGCGGAAGAGGACAAGCAGCAGGAGAAAGAUCAGGAGAAGGACAAGCAGGAAGAGCCGGCAAAGAAAAAAUCUGAGGAGGCCGGUUCUUCACCGCCACCAAAGCGCAUGCGAGUCGACGAUCCGGCCCGCGGAGAGCUGGCUCGGCUGUUCGUCGAGUUGGAGGUACAACAGGCAGAGCUGGAAUUGAGCGCUAGUGGCUGCGACUCAGAGAAUCUUGGUGGCGCUGGCGGCAACAAUUCCACUAAGACCCAACUGGAGUCCCAAGAGUUGGUUGUACAACAGGCAGAGCUGGAAUUGAGCGCUAGUGGCUGCGACUCAGGGAAUCUUGGUGGCGCUGGCGGCAGCAAUUCCACUAAGACCCAAGUGGAGUCCCAAGAGUUGGAUGUACAACAGGCAGAGCUGGAAAUGAGCGCUAGUGGCUGCGACUCAGGGAAUCUUGGUGGCGCUGGCGGUACCAAUUCCAAUAAGACCCAACUGGAGUCCCAAGAGAAAGAGCAGGAUCAGGAAAAGGAGGAGGAGGAAGAAAAAGAGCAGAAGGAUGAAGAGCAGCAGGAGGACGAGAUGGAGGAGGACGAGAUGGAGGAGGAAGAGGAGGAGGAUGAAGAGCAGGAAGAAGAAGAGGAGGAGGAUGAAGAGCAGGAAGAAGACGAGCAGGAGGAGGAUGAGCAGGAGGAGGGAGAGCCGACAAAGAAAAAACCCAAGGAGGCCGGUUCGACGCCGUCACCAAAGCACAUGGGUGCCGCCUAGGAAUGCUCGGUUGGUCCGCUGUACAGCUACAUGUUUGGUGACACGGUUUACUUCAUCGUCACCUGGAAGGGAUCCCAGUAGGGGAAGCCGUGCCUGUUGAGCAGAUCAAACAUGUGCACGACAAGCUACUCAUUGACUUCAUUACGAGCUUGAAGUUACAGGACUAAAAAACUCCGAAGCCCAAAAAUUUAUAAAAUAACUAGAGCGAUCUCCCAGCCAUCAUUAAAAUACUUUGAAUCAGAUCACAAUAUAUAACUCAAAUUACUUCUUUUUUUUUUUGUAUUUAUCUUGUAACACAAA